AAAUAUGCACUCUCUGUACAGUCGGUAACGAAGUAGUAUGAAAGUAUUGUUAUUGUCAUACUGAAAAGAAAUUUGCAAUAACGAAAAAGGAUAAAUAUUCAAACAGAAAUAGCAACGAUCGUUAGUUAGUUGAAGUAAUAUUCGUGAUGUUUUUUAAGAUCAGUAUUGACAAUUGGAAUCAAUAAAUAAUUUUUAUCAUGACUGCAGUGAAGAUUCAUGGUGGAAUUGACAUUUUGAGACUUCCUGUUAAUCAAGAAGAACAUGUGUUUCAUCCAUGGCACAUUAAAUACACACAGUCGCAUAUACUUCAUUCUAAAUGUUCUAAAAGUGAAAAUGGUUGUGGCAAUAAGGAUGCUGAUGCCUGCCAAUUUUGCAUUUUCAGCCACACUUUAGAAUUGCCACACAUGCCAGAUAUGGUAUUCCCAAAUAAUAUAUUAACUUUAAAACACCAGGAUGGAGCAUUCAUACAAUUUAAUGCAUUAGAUGCCUUGAAAACUGUAUCAAAUGGAAAAAUUAAUGUUCAGUUAGCGUGCGCAGAGGCUUGGAAAGAAUCCAGAUCAGAAAGCAGUGAAUAUUUAGAAGAAAAAGUAAAACCGUUUGAUUGGACAUUCACCACCACUUAUACUGGGUCAAUAUCUCAUUUUGAGAUUCAAGAAACUAAUGAACGGAUUGAUGUGGAUAAAUUAAAGAGAAGAGAAAAGAUUCUUUUCUACCAUGAUUUGACAUUGUUUGAAGAUGAACUUCAUGACAAUGGCAUUGCAGUUUGUUCUGUAAAAAUUCGUGUUAUGCCGAGUAGCUUUUUCAUUUUAUUACGAUACUUCCUGAGGAUUGAUGGUGUAAUGUUGAGGAUAAAUGAUACACGAUUAUAUCAUGAAUUUGGUCAAGAUUACAUAUUGAGAGAGUACACAUCAAGAGAAGCCAAGGUUGAAGAAAUACGUGCUCCACCAUCAUUGUUUGUUGAACCAAGCGAAAUCGCAUCAUAUUUGCCUUUAACUAGAUGUUACUAUCAUAAACUGAUAAUGAUGUCAAAUAAAACAGAAUCAAUCACGAACGAUGAAUUAUCCAAUGAAGUAGUAACUGAUAAUAAGGCUAGUGCAAAUACAAGUGAAACAAACAGUUCUGUUACUUAAAAUCUACAGUUAUAUAUAAAUAUAUUACUGUCUAAAAUAA
Frieseomelitta varia is the source of this 1170-nucleotide messenger RNA. Its product is annotated as TIP41-like protein. The record is from RefSeq and is a predicted model, not a curated record. Gene Ontology annotation, biological process: TOR signaling. Lineage: Eukaryota; Metazoa; Arthropoda; Insecta; Hymenoptera; Apidae. Bases 198 to 1130 code for a protein of 310 amino acids. The transcript has 6 exons. Gene Ontology annotation, cellular component: cytosol.